Molecule: messenger RNA, 1019 nt
Organism: Prunus persica (peach)
Lineage: Eukaryota; Viridiplantae; Streptophyta; Magnoliopsida; Rosales; Rosaceae
Product: ribulose bisphosphate carboxylase small chain clone 512
Exons: 3
Coding region: 271-798 (175 amino acids)
Source: RefSeq, a predicted model, not a curated record
UUUAGUGAGAGGAUGGUUAAAGCAGGAAUUGAAAUACCAUUGUACCCACCGUCUUCUCAAUACCACUCUCCACUGCCACUUAACCAACCCUGAGAUCAGCCUUACAAGCACCCAAGCUGGUUCCUUUUGUUUUCUUCUCCAAUCAACUCCACCACCUUUAGAAGAAGAGCCUUCAACUUUGUGUUUGUGUAGCUUCAAGUUUGUGCACGACAAGACUUUGCUGUUUUCUCAUAUUUGAUCAAUCAUCCUGCUAAACAAUAAAGCUUGAAGAUGUCUUCUGCAAUCUUCAAUGCUCCGGUUGCUGCAUCCGGCUACGUUGGCCUGUCAACCAACCCUCCGAAAAUUUUCCCGGUUAAAGAUUCGAUUGGAUGGACCAAGAAAACUGUCUCCAAUGGUUCAAGAACUCACUGCAUGAAGGUAUGGAACCCAAUCAACAACAAGAAGUUUGAGACACUGUCCUACCUUCCACCACUCUCUGAUGAUUCAAUUGCAAAGGAGAUUGACUACAUGCUCAAGAAAGGAUGGAUCCCUUGCCUCGAAUUCGAUGAGAUCGGGCAUAUUUACAGGGAGAAUAGCACGAUGCCAGGCUACUACGAUGGGAGAUACUGGACAUUGUGGAAGCUGCCCAUGUUUGGUUGCACUGACCCGUCUCUGGUGCUCAAUGAAAUCUACCAGUGCAAAACAGCUUACCCAAAUGCUUAUAUACGCUGUAUGGCAUUUGACAACAUCAACCAGGGCCAGUGUAUGGCCUUUAUCAUUCAGAAGCCAGCCGCCGCCACCAUCACCACCAACGCUUAAAGUUUUACAGUUUUCCCGGGUUCCUCUAUAGAGCUUUCCCUGAAAUCAGCUUUCCAUUUUCACGUUGUCGCUGUUUUCCUCUGUAAUUUAUGUGGCAUGUAUGCAUAAGGAGGUUGUAGUUUUUACUGCCCCUGUUUUGGGAAGAUAAUAAGACACUUUAGUUAUAAUUGUACGCUUUUGUUAAUGUGUUUGAUCUUUAUCCAUCAGCCCAUGGUUUUCAA